Messenger RNA from Xyrauchen texanus (razorback sucker), 3759 nucleotides. Its product is annotated as angiomotin-like 2a. Gene Ontology annotation, cellular component: bicellular tight junction; cytoplasmic vesicle; plasma membrane. Lineage: Eukaryota; Metazoa; Chordata; Actinopteri; Cypriniformes; Catostomidae. The transcript has 10 exons. The coding region runs from base 170 to 2191 and encodes 673 amino acids. The record is from RefSeq and is a predicted model, not a curated record. Gene Ontology annotation, biological process: actin cytoskeleton organization; angiogenesis; establishment of cell polarity involved in ameboidal cell migration.
CGCCGACCAGCCCACAACCCAACCAGACCUGAACGCGCGCACACACAAUUAUUAUGAGAUAAACCAUAUACAGACGAUAUCAGCAAGAUUAUUUGGAUUAUAAAUGCCAUUGACAGAAACUGUUUGGAAUUAAAUUAUUGGCAGGUCCAGUUCAGAUAAUAAACACAAAAUGAGAGGUGAAGAAGCAUCUAGCACUGUCCUGCACAGACUGAUCCAAGAGCAGCUUCGUUAUGGAAAUCCCACAGAUGCCCACACACUCCUAGCCAUCCAACAGCAGGCCCUGCGACGAGGAGGAGGCAUUGGAGGAGCUAGUUCUCCACAGUCUUCAUCUGAGAGCCUUGGCCAGGAGGAGCCCCAUUCUCCUCAGCUCUCUGCCCGCCAAGAGCCCCAGGGCCAGGAGCACCGGGUGGACUACCAGCAAUCUGAGAACUACACAACAUACCCCCACCAUGGCGAGGAGCUGCCCACCUACGAACAAGCCAAGGCACAGUCCCAGUAUUUGGCUUCCCACUGCCAACCACAAAGGGGCUGCUCACUCCAGGACAAUGUAACCCAUCAGAAGCCCUGUGAGGAAGAGGAUAGCUGGGAUACAAAGCAGGGCCAUGCAUUUUCACUCAGUGAGCGGCUUCUGCAGCUCACUUUAGAGCGGAACACUAGCAAAUCUUCUGCCUUUGGCUCCUUCUAUAGUUACCCUCAGAUAUAUCAUGCAAACCAGUACUUUGAACAUAGCCAGCAAGGCUUGGAGAUCUAUAAGCAGGGUCCUCAAACUGAGUACCCAUUUGCUGUACAGCCACAAGGAUUCAUGCUAAGACAAGAUCUGGAGUAUGAUCAAUGUUACAGACCUCCGCCACCAUUCCAUUCCCAGCACAACAGAAUUGUGCCGUCUACGCAGACACCAGAGAUCUUUCAUAUAUUCUCCAAAUCACCCCCUGCUGGCAGGGAGGACUUAGCUUGCAGCCGCAGUCAACUGGAGAUGCUCAUAAAAGAGAAUAAGAGACUGAGACAAGAGCUGGAGGGACACUCUGAGAAAGCCCUAAAAAUUCAGAAGCUGGAACAAGAGAUCCAGAGGAUUUCAGAGGCCUAUGACACUCUGAUGCAGGGCUGUGCUAAACGAGAAACCCUGGAGCAAGCACUGAGAAACAAGCUGAUGGGUGAGAUCAAGAGGCUGCAACAUUCAAACAUUCAAGCGGCAAAGGAAGUUGAAGAUGCUGACCAGAAACAACACGUUAUUGUCAAACUUCUUCUGCAUAAUGAAGAGCAGCAGCUGCAGUGUGCGCGUCUGGAGCAGGAGGUGCAGCAUCUGCAAAAUGAAGCAGAGAAGCAGCAGCGCAGGAGUGAGGCCCUGGAGACCACGCUGAAGUCCACACAGACACACAGCCAGCAGCUGAGGAUCGAGCUGCAGCGGAAGAGCGCAUAUGUGGAGAAGGUUGAGCGUCUACAGGGGGCUUUGGCUCAACUGCAAGCAGCUUGUGAGAAGAGAGAAGGGCUGGAAAUUCGCCUGCGGACACGGCUUGAACAGGAACUGCGCAGUCUACGAAAUCAGCAGAGACAACAUAAACCAGUCAGUGGAGUGUCCCAUAUGAGUGUGUCCACUCUACAGGAGCUUCUGCAUGAGAAAGAAGAGUGUAUCCUGUCCCUGGAGGCUGACAAGACACGCUGGGAGCAGAAAUACUUGGAGGAGAAGACCAUGAGGGAGUUUGCGUUGGAUGCUGCUGCCACCGCUGCAGCUCAAAGAGACACCACCAUUAUCAACCAUUCGCCCUGCCAUUCCUCCAACACCAGUUUUAUUGAGGAGCUUCCAUCAUCUGAGCACAGGAACCAGGAGGUAGAGAACAGGAUUCGUGCUCUGUACACCCAGAUCCUGGAGAAGGACACGGUUAUUGACAUCCUAAAGAAGAGGCUGCAACAGGAGCAAGGGAAUGGAGGGUUAGGAUGCCUCCGCCCAGCCACUUCUGUGCCCUCCAUCAGCACCUUAUAUCCCACUGAGACAUGCAUUGGCCAGGGCAAAGGGAAGAGUCAUUCAGAUGAACAGACAGCUUGUACGUCAUGUUCCAAACUCACUCUGGUAGCAGCCCAGGGACAGUUUGAGCCAGAGUCCAACUCCAAUAACGUGCAGCAACCAUCUCCACCUAUGGAUCACUUCAAGGGUUUGGAUGAUAUGGAGGCUGAAGCAGUGGAGAUCUUCAUAUGAUGAAGAGCAAGCACAUGCCAGAUGAACUGCCCUGCAAAAUACAUGCAUUUUUCCUGUAUGAGAGAUCUCAGAGAGAUUCAGACUAAAUUAUGUUGAAUCCAGCAAAUAACUGAGCUGCUCAGAAAUCUCAUAUGAAUGAGGGAGCAGAGCUCUCCUCACACAAUAAACUGAAUGGACGUUUUGUGCAGUCUGAAUGGAAAGUUUGUCAAUGUUCAAGAAACCAGCAGGGCACAAACUCCCAAAUUAUCAACAUUUUGAGUGUUUUGGGGGCUACAGAAUACUGGCUAUCCUCCUGGGUAACUUUCUAUAGCUUACCUCUUUACUCUGAAAAUAAUUCACCAAUGCAUUCUCCCUUCUCUCACCAGACCUGUGGUAACUUCACCGCAUUCUUGUUCCAUUGACAUUCUCAUUGAGGCUGAGACUCUCGCAUGUACUUUUUCCACCCCACCCUUAUUUAUUGUUAUAAAUGGGAACAUUUUUCUCAUGUUUUUCUAUUUAUGACUGCAACGCCCGCGUAGACAUUCUUUUACAUUCUACACAGCAGGAGAGGCCUCGUUGCAUUUAUAUGAAUGAAAUGCUAAAUACUGCCACAUCAAUGCACAAUACAAAACAAAUUACAUAGAAGACUAAAAGAACUCUGUCAGAGAGAGAGAGAGAGUUUUUUUGUACUAUAUUAUAUACUAUUGCUUUCCUGUAUUUUGUUUUUGAAUGUGUAUGCUCUCAAAUAGCACCUUUGCAGGCCAAGGUGUCAGAGAUAGCAUUGUAUUGUGCUAUGAACAGCUGCAUUCUGUUGUUUACAGUUACUAUGUUUCAAAGUAAAUUGUUAAUAUAUUUUGUAACAUAUUUUGUGUUGUUGGAAUUUAAUGCUGAGGAUCUGAUGCCAAAAAGCAUUUCAGUAGAGUUGUGUGUUCCAAACACAUGACCAAGGGUUGAGCUCUCCUAUUUAAUCCACGAAAGAUGUGAAUGUUCUGAAACAUUUCAUGAAUUCACAAUAAAACUAUUAAUAUAUAGAAAAAAUGUUUUGUUUGUCAAGACUCUGGGAACUUUUUGUCAGGUUAGAGAGUAACACUUACUGGAUUUCAUCCCAUUUCACACAUUCUCCAUUGUGUUAUUCUAGCUCCUCUCUCACACAUAAGAGUCAGAGAAAGGUGAGUAAUUAUUUAAUGCCAGUGAGGAGCAUUCCAGCUCACAUGUUUCAGCAUAAAAAACCUCACACUUGACAUGAGGCUCACCUUUAACAGUAUUUUCGACUGAGCUAUCCUGAGGCAUUCAGAGACUAAUAGUUUGCUUUUGACAGAUAGAACAAUGCCUAAAUCGCUUAGAGCUUUCAUAAUAAACACAUGUAGACUGACUCUGAAUUGAUGUGAUUCACUAUGUUUCCAAAUAUGGGAGAAAGUAAUCUGUAUUAGUUGUGCUUUUGCAUUUUUAAACCAUCUGAUCUUUGUGACAGUCAUCAUUGGUAUCUCAGACUCGUAUGAAAAAGUUGUUUGUGGGUGGACCAACUAUCAGUCAGUUUUUCACAUAGUAGCAAGGUAUGCUAAAACUCAACUGUGUGAAGGCAGCUCAUU